Messenger RNA from Oncorhynchus tshawytscha (Chinook salmon), 3578 nucleotides. It is a transcript of the gene slc22a6l, whose product is annotated as solute carrier family 22 member 6, like. Bases 837 to 2546 code for a protein of 569 amino acids. Gene Ontology annotation, molecular function: transmembrane transporter activity. The transcript has 11 exons. The record is from RefSeq and is a predicted model, not a curated record. NCBI's taxonomy places the organism in Eukaryota, Metazoa, Chordata, Actinopteri, Salmoniformes, Salmonidae. Gene Ontology annotation, biological process: transmembrane transport. Gene Ontology annotation, cellular component: membrane.
ACAAAAGAACACUAAGUGUGUGCCUGUGUGUAUGAUGAUGGUGUAUGACGGUGUUGACUCUCCAGUGGACAAAGGAUUAAUGCCACACAGCAAGGACUCUCCUUUUCCCUCAGCGGUCCAUGGAAAGAGUAGUUAAGACCUCGAGCGGUUUAACUGAGCAGGUUAUAAUCCAGAAAGAGUCUAUUUCCUCAGAAAAGCCAUAGAAAUUCCAGAGCAGAUUAACUAACAAUGCGUAGCAAAAGCACUGUUUCUUUCCUGGUUAGAUUUUUGGGCUGUUGUUAAAGGGAACUUUUUAAAUAUAAUGUAACAUAUUGAAGUGAAUGGUCUGAAUGGACUCCAUGGAAUCUUGGUCUCUCUCUGAAAAAAAACUCUUGCUGUGAAGGCUGUGUUUGUUCACAGUAGGAUGCUUGCUAAAAUCUGGACUUUUCUUCAACAAAGGCAAGGCUGGUGCAUAACGGAAUCUAUAUAACAGCUUUUGUGUCUCAAGUGAAGUAUUUGAUUUAUUUUGAAGUCAAACCUUUUAGAUGUACUUUGUCCAUAUGUUCUAUAAUGGGAAAGAACAGGUAUGUUACCAUCUCUGCUUCCACUGGAUAUUCUUUUCUGAGGUAGGCUACAAGUCUCAUCAAGUGGAGAACAACAUUUUUUAGACGUGUUUUUUUUAACUUGAGUGUUUUUACUUGCUGGCAUUUUUUAGACGUGUUUUUUUUAACUUGAGUGUUUUUACUCGCUGGCAUUUUUUAGACGUGUUACAAAAGACGUUGAAGUGGAGAAUCACAUUCCUAGCAUCAGCAACUUCUCUUCUCAAGCAAACCCACUUCUAGUUGUGUCUCACAGCCAUGGCCUUUGGAGACCUUCUAGAACAAGUGGGCAGCACGGGCCGCUUUCAGGUCCUGCAUGUCACCUUGCUCUGUAUGCCCAUCCUUAUGAUGGCCAGUCAUAAUCUGUUGCAGAACUUUGUGGCCUCAGUACCCCCCCACCACUGCAGUGUCCACAGGAACCUGUCCCUGUCUAGUCUGAGCCCGGAGCAGGUUCUGCUGCUCACCGUGCCCCAGGACAUUAAGAACAGCAGGCCGGAGAGAUGCCUGCGCUAUGCUGCGCCCCAGUGGCAGCACCUGUCAGAGAAUGGGACCUACAGUCCGAAGGUGAAGCGAGACAGUAGUAAUGAUACUGAAGACCUUCUAGAUGCUGAGCUGCAGGGCUGUAAAGAUGGAUGGGAGUACAACAUGACAGAGAUGAGUUCCACAAUUAUCUCUGAGUGGGACUUGGUCUGCGAUCUUCGCUCGUUGAAGCAGAUGGGACAAACCAUUUAUAUGGGAGGGGUGCUUGUGGGAGCUGUAAUCUUUGGGGGACUGUCGGACAGAUUUGGACGGCGUUUCCUGCUGCUAAUCUCCAACCUGUUGAUGGCAGUGGGAGGGACGUGUGCUGCCUUCUCCACCUCAUUCUCCGUCUUCUGCCUCUUCCGCUUCAUCACUGGCAUGGCCCUUUCUGGCCUGGGGCUCAACUCCUUCUCUCUCAUUGUGGAGUGGAUUCCCACAAGAGUGAGGACAGUGGUGGGUACAGGGACAGGCUACUGUUACACAAUGGGUCAGCUGAUCCUGGCAGUAGUGGCCUACUUCAUUCGGGACUGGCGCUGGCUAACGCUGGCUGUCUCCGUACCUUUCUACAUCACCUUCCUCUACUCAUGGUGGUUCCUGGAGUCUGCAAGAUGGCUCGUCCUGAACAGAAAGUCUGAGCAAGCGGUCAAAAAUCUCAAAACAGUGGCCCGAAUCAAUGGACGCCGUGAAGAGGGUGACAGAAUCAAUCUUGAAAUGCUGCAGGAUUCCAUGAAGAAGGAGAUGUCCUGCUCACAGGGCUCCUACUCUGUAGUAGACCUGCUCCGCACGCCCACCAUGAGGAACAUCACCAUCUGUCUCAGUGCUGUCUGGUUCUCCACGAGCUUCGCCUACUAUGGUCUAUCUAUGGAUCUGCAGAAGUUUGGUGUGGACAUCUACUUGAUUCAAGUGAUAUUCGGAGCGGUGGACAUCCCUGCCAAAGUAGUGGUUACAGUGUCCAUGAGUAUAUUUGGGAGACGGCCCUCACAGUGCGCUGCACUCAUAUUGUCUGGAGUCACCAUUUUGAUCAACAUAUUGGUGCCAUACGAAAAACAGACAGUGCGCACCACUCUAGCCGUGCUGGGUAAGGGGUGCCUGGCCGCGUCAUUCAACUGCUGCUACCUCUACUCUGGAGAGCUGUACCCCACCAUCAUCCGGCAGAAUGGCAUGGGCUGGGUGUCCAUGAUGGCUCGUGUAGGAGCGAUGGUGGCCCCCAUGGUGCUGCUCCUUGGGGAGGCUGUCCCGUGGCUGCCUGGCUUCAUCUAUGGGGUAGCCCCCAUCUUAAGUGGGGUGGUCGCCAUCUAUCUGCCAGAAACACUUGGUGCACCACUACCCGACACUAUCCAGGAUGUGGAUGAGAGAAGUGUCAAGAAAACAAUCCUCAAUGCCUCGCCCAAGAAGGAGGAGCUGGACAUGGUAGAUAUCCAUAAUACCCUGUUCAAGGAAGCUGCCUGAAGACUCAUCAAAUGUUACUGACCUUGCCUGUAUAGUCUAAAUAGAUACUACAGUUGCUUGCUCUACAGUUUUUUCACAAAGACUGUAAGGUCUUACCAUGAUUUGUUUUGGAAGACUGAUGAACUAUGAGCUACGUAGAAUAAUGAAAUAAUCUGCUGUGGUACACUAUGGUCUGUUUAACAUUUAAUAUUUCAACAGUAAAACAUGAAUUAAUGCUAGAUUGUGAGUAAAUAAAUAUAUGCUACAGUAUAUUGUGUAUUCUAACUACAACUUUAUUUGCAUCUUUCUAUGGGCCAGGCCUAUAUUUUUAUGACAUAUACUAGUAUGCAUUCCUUAAAAUAAUGACCAAGUUAUCCUCACCUUCUAUCAGUAUGAUCAGUAUGAAUGGUCUUAGCCAUGUGGCUAUAUUGUUUGUGACUGUGGCACAAUUUCCGUUACAGUCCAUGAAACUGGUCAUCUUGACUGGGCAUGGUAUUUGUAGCUGGAAUCGGUUUGUGUAGCUUAGGCCUACAGUAUAUCAGGUAGAAAAUAAAAUGUCAGAUGUUGUCCUGUCUCCGUAUUUUCCUAGAAAACGAGGAGGGGAAAAUGCAAAUCAUAUUACCUAAAUAAAAGAUGCUACACAUGGUCAGUGUUUAAAAGAUCAGAAGAAGAUCAGAUAGAUACAUAACAUAACUUUUUUUUAGGACAUGAUGCCCAGAAAGUGCAAAGUUGCGUAUGUGGGCCUACAACACCCCUAACCUACAUUGAACAUGCUUUUUAAGUCCAGGACUCGAGUAGGCUUAUUUUGGUUCAAUAAAAAAAUACAGAUUAGAAAAACUCCCUAAAAAAUGUCCCUAUGGUUCAGACUUUAAGCAAAGGGUAUAGAAUUGAAUCACGUUGAGAACACAAUCGUUUACAUUUGGCAAAAACAAGUUGGUCUCAAAAGAGUGUUCUCACUGCCAAUGAAAAGGGGAGUAUCCUAGUAUGUACAGUACCAGUCAACAGUUUAGACACACCUCCUCAUUCAAGGGUUUUUCUUGAUUUUUACAAUUC